AUGUGCUGCCGCCGCCGCCUCCGCCGCCGCCGCCGCCGCGAAACCAGCAGCCUGCGCGCCGUGCAGGAUGAGAUGAGGACAGGACUCAGCACCACGAAACUCGAAGAAGCCCUGGCGCGCCCUCCCCCCCUCCCGGGUCUGGUAGGGCGAAGGAGCGGGCGCGCGGUCGAUCGAGCGAUCGGUUGGCGGCUCUUUCUCCUGCUCUGGCAUCCAGCUCUUGGGGCGCAGGCCCGGCCGCCGCGGCGCGCGCCCGGUGGCCGUUGGCGCUCGCGCCGCGUCUUUCUUCUCGUACGCAGAACUCGGGCGGCGGCCUAUGCGUUUGCGAUUCGACGAGGAGUCGUCCGGGUGGUCGGCGGCGGCGGGCAGCUGCUCCGCCCCGCUCCCGGGGAGGCGGCGGCGGCGGGAUUUGGCGCGGCCGGGGAGGCGGGGGUGGCCGCGGCCGGCCUGGAGGCCUGGCGCCACCCUUCGGGGCCUGCUAGGACCCAGUUGGGGGGGCAAGAAGGAGCCGGGGGAUGGUUGGUGGUGGGCUUUCUGCUUUGCCUUUUCCUUCUCAUGCCGCCUUAGUGAGGGGCGGGAGCUCUGGCGGCAGCUCCGGGGUGGGGAGACAAGCUCCGGAGUCGGAAGAGCUGGGUUUGCUUCCGGGCCUAGCCACCAGCUGGCCGAGUGACCUUAAGCAAGUCACUCUGUAAUUUGUCUGCGCCUCAGUUUCCUCCUCUGCCCGUCGAUGUUUGUGGGAUUGAAAGCGCUUUGUAAACUGUAAAGCGCCCAGUGUACGUAAGGGAUGGUAUUGUUUGUUUGUUUUAAGUUGUAAGAAAACCUGGCAGUUGCCCAUUCCUUGGAUUUUUGAACCUGGAAACCUUGGAGUUGGAUAUCCCCCAAACUCCCUGAAGUUGUAUGCAGAUGCUAGUGGAAAUAUGCAUCUUAGGGGAGUGAGGAUCCAUCGCCAGCAAGUUUUCUCAAGGGGCUGUCACCCAGAAAAGUUAAGAACCACAAGUCCUUUAUGCCACAGGGAGGAAACUGAGGCCUACAUGUCCUUUGGGACCCUUCACAACCAAUUUGACGCCCCCAUGUGAAUCCCUGAGAUAUGUGAGCUGUUUCUAUGCAUAAUGAAUAUUCUGGGUAACAACACUCCACUGCUUGGCUUCUAUUCUGAGUCCUUUGCUUUCACCAUGGGGUGCCUGAAGGUUGGCUGAUGCAUAUGGCAUAGUGGCACCUAUUCUAAAAAGCAGCUAAAACUAGGAGUGGAUGUGUUUUCUAGUACCAAGAAACCGUUUUAAUCUUUGGCCCGACAACUGUUUUCUGCUGCUUAUACUGGUGCCUGACGACCUUCUGACUUUCACUGACCAUUUCCCACCACCAUAGUUGCCAUCCGUUACUUGCUCCUACUUUAUGUCCCUAUUCUGGAUGGUUGAUAGUGAACAGGCUAUUUUAUUUUAUUUUAAUGGUGCUGCCAAGUCCAGUUAGUUAAUGGUGCAGAUGACUUUUAGCAAGCCAGCUCACUCAGACUGAACCAGUUGGGGAAUUCCUGAAGCUAUUUGGGUGUUUGUAUUAAUUGAAGGUUAACAUUCUCUGAAAAGUUUUGUUAGAACUUCUGCUGAACCUCAAAAUCAGUAGAUUUGGAAGUGUUAAAAAGCUUGACUUUUUCCUGGCCUGCCUUGUAUUCUAAUUGCUUGCAAAAGUGUUACUAAGAUGGCCAAAGCGCCACUUUUUGCUUCUUUGUUGUCACCCGCUUUUAUCAAAUUCUAGGCCAUCAUCCAGCAAACACUAUAAAAAUGUUUGAACACUUGGAGUUCAAACAUUUGCAUUUUGUGGAGUGGUGCUUACCAGUGGUACAGCUCUAAACACGUGAACACAAACACAUUUAAGUGUAUUUCGUCUGGUUAGGUGUGAGCCAGUUCUGCUAUUUCAUACAAAUGUCUGAAAAAUCAAUUGACUGUUCCUUUUACCUAAAGGGCAGAGACAAAAGACCUCACUUCCAGAAAAAUGACUGUUUGGGAGGAAUAUGUGUUGGUCAUUUAGCUCUUUUGUAAUUUUAUCUGGAUGUACCUCAAAGAAUCGUAAGACUGAUAAGAUGCUUUCCUCAUGAGAAAGGAGGAGAAAAAACAACUGGAACUCAAAGCUUGAAAUUCUGUGAAAAAACAUGAGAUGUCCAGGAUAGGAGGUUUCUCUACAGUGCUCUGCACUCCCUGAAGCAGACAGUUCUCAAUGUAGCCAGAGGGUGGAUUCCAGAUUUUCAAGAACUGGACCUGGCACCUGGAAGAAUUUAUCAGGAUGUGGCAGAAACUCUGGCACUGGAUAUUUUUAUUUCUGAAUUUUGGAUCUGUCGACCUUGCUUUGAGAAAAGAGACGACGACUGAGCAAGCACUGCCACCAACAAUGACUGUUACUGGGAAUUAGGAAACCUGAGUUUCUGCCACACCCUUGGUGUAAACAGGACGACACUCCAUCCAAAGUGAACUACGUCCUGUGCCUCCUGAUUGCUGAGUGUUCACCUGGAUAUCCUGACAACCUUCCUUGUGUUGUUCCAUCAGUCUACACAUCGGGUACCUGGAUUUUUGCCCUUGGUGAUUCCUACCACCUUACUACUGAAGAAGACACCAUUCCAGUGGACCACUGUGACUCAAGAGGCUUUUUAGCCAUCAUGAUGUGGCCUUCACCUCGACUCCUGUCCUGUUCUACCCAUAUUCAGCACCGCCCUUUAUAGUGAAGUCAAACUCAAGCCAAAUAGUUGAAGCUGUUUUAUUACAACAACGGCCCAGUUUGUUCCAUGAGUGUGCAUUUCAUUUUUAAGUUAAAGUCUUCAGAGACACGUAAAUUUGGACCAGGGGACUUUUAGUUGUCAACACUGAAGAAUGGCAACAUCUUUUUGAAAGAAUCAUUGGGCCACACCCCGCACUCUCAAAUGAUCAAAGCUCAUGAAGUAUCUAGGAUCCCAUCAAGGUUACUGGACCCUGUUUUUCCAUUUCAUAUUUGCAGUAGCCUACUGAAUGAGAAAGCAGAUAAUCUGACCAUUGGGAUUAAGACAAUGGCACAGUGAACUCUAGCAUCUUCAUUGGGAUUACUCAGGAACCAGAACUUUUCACACAUGUGAGAAAUUCUACCAAGGAAUCCCUUUACCUAACAGCAUCUCACAAAACUCCAAUCAGAUUCCAGAAAAGACCUCUUGAUAUAUCCAGCAUUUUGUGAACAACUUACUCUUAGAUCAUUGGUUUUCCAAAGGCUUUGUGGCCAUGAAGCCCACUGAAUGAAAACCAUGUGGAUGCCCAGAGUAAAAAUGAAGCUGCUCUGGAUGAAGCAGGAGUGGGGGGCCUGAAACCCAUCACAAGCAUCUAUCUUUACCGCCGUGGUGAGACCUCAGGAGACUUCUUACAACAUUCACAAUUCUUCAGAGAACAGUUUGAAAACUACUGCCAUUGCAAACAAUAUUUUGAUCUGAAUGACAUUCUCAUCUGUACCUCUACCUAACAUGGUAAACAUUCUUAGGAAUACUUACUGUGUAUAAAUUCAGAAGAUUGCAAGAAAAUGAUCAUAUUUUUGCACCCCCACCCCCCGAGUAGUUACAUGGACUGAAAGUGGUGUCAAAUGGACAUAGAUUAACAGCUUUCUACAAAGAUGGACUUCCAGUGAUUCCUGGGAUUGGACAUACCCAGAGAACAGUUCAUACACUGACAACCGCUCCUUAGUCAGCUUCCCUCACACACUUCAGAUACUAUCGUGGUACUUGAAAUACAUGACUUCUAAGUCUCAAUCCUCCUUGGUACCUGAAUCACCAGGUGGUGAAGCUAAUGCCUCAUUGAGGCCAUAUUAGAUCAACUUGAACAUUGGACAGCUCAUCCUCGGCCAUGGUACCGUACUUCAUGUGCAAGGGAUAACCAUUAUGAAAGAAUUCAAAAUACUGGCGACAUUACUUAAAAGAGUACCUGGUUGUCAUCUGUUUCUCAAAAUAUAAGUCACUAUGACUCAGCCAGUGGCAGUUGCACUGACCCUUGGUUUCUAUUCAGUUUAGCUGCUGCUUCCAAGUAAAUGAGUGAAUAACCUUUUAUUAAAAAAUCUUCAUCACUGACGUAUCUGCCUAUUCUGCUUCAAAAUUAUAUAUACUCAGCUCUAACUACACAUAACACUGGAUCCAGAAAAGACAAGCUUUGAACAUCCAUUCUUGUGUAUGUGACUUAAAAUGCGGCAAUUAGAAAUUUUUCAUCUAGCCCAUCAGAAGGUGUCCUUUUAAGAUGGGUCUUUUGAUGUCUGGUACCAGUGACUGUCGGGGCUAGGUAUUUAGAUGUAAGCCCUUUGACCAGGCCGUGAUAGCUUCCUUGCUGAACAUCUCAAAUUGCAUUAUCCUUUACCUUUUCGCUGGAAAUGUACACUGACUUGGAAAAAAAUCUACAACGCCUACAGCUAAGGAUUUUAUCAGACUCAAGCUUCAUACUGCUGCUUCCUAAUGUCACAAGAUCACAGCCCUUUGUUCUUGCAGAUGUUUUCAUGGCGUUUGAUCCAUCUCAAAACUUUUAUACUGAUUCAGAGUGGCUGACUUCAUUCCUUGCCAUAAGAUACUUUCAGGCAUUAAGACAACUUACCUGUUUCUACAGGAAGGAUUUGAAUUCCCAGACCAGAUCAUAUUAAACAAGUAAACUUUGAUGCAUGUCAUGAGAAAAAUCACAUUCCUUCUCAGUCCACUUACGGGCCAGCUUUCCUCAACUAGUAUAAUGAAUGCACUGGUUAAAUGUUAGGAAUGGUUUCUUUCUGUCUCAUCCUUUAAAUGAAUCGUGAUUACAUGACUCAGUCUACAAAUCGUCAAACAACGCCUAAGUGUGGUUACACUGUCCACUCUCAACAAAUGAAAAUAAGAUCUGGAUAACUAGUCUCCUUACAUAUACAACUAUUAUUUGUAAAGAAGAAAUCAUCUACAAACUGUUUCUCUGCUACCUUCAAAUAGCAGCUCAAUGUUUUCUCUCCCGUACUUUCCAGAAAAACUGAUCAAUACCACCAGUCAUUCUCUUUAAUCCUGUCAAAAUGAGGGGCUUAUGGUGAGGAUGAUCUGAUAGAGUCUAAUGUAUGCUGUAUAUAGAAUUGAUGGUUUAAUUAAAAAGGAAAAAAAAUGCCUACAACUCAAACCUGACAUCUGACCUACUAUCUCCAUGCCUCAGAACUCAUCUAAGUCUCUCAGCACCAUUCAACCAAUCUGAGACCAUAACACUAUAAGAUGAUUCUCAGAUGAACUGAGUUACAGAGGAUGAAGACUUGAUUACCAAAGAAAGUAGGGCUAACCUUGAUGAACCUGGCGCUCCCAACCCUAUGGCUCCCAGGUGUAGCAUAGGCUUCUAAACACAACCUCAGUUCAGUAUUGAGGAUAUAAUAUAGACUUCUCCCAAGCUGAAAGUUUUGGGGCAGAGCAGGAAGUUGGAAGCUACUGCACUUGAUUGGCCCUUUAAGAUCAGAAUAAACCCUAUGGAUUAACCCUGGAUUAAUCAGGGUACAAACUUGUUUACAGAGCUUCGAUAUUAAUCUGCCUGUUCUUCCAGAUCAUAUCCUGAUUAUUGGUAUGGCUGGCCCUGCUGAAGGAACCCUACUUGCCUCUACCUGACUCUGCUCUUGCCUGCCUUUUUUUUCUUGGCAUGUUGCUGCAAUCAGACUGACUUUGCCUUGAGAAGACUACAACAUACCCAGUUCCACCAAGGACUUUUGAACAGAGACAGCCUGCAUUUCACCGUACCAGGACUUAAUGUUCACAAAAGAAAGGAUCAUGCUGUACAUUUCUUGACCAGCAGCACAUCCCUCCUCCCUUUUUAAGUGCAGAAUAAGCCUCUAUGCCUAUAUAUGAUCAUUUUCAGCUCUGGAACUCUUGUCUAGCAGAACUAAAGGAGUAUAGCCGAUCAAAAGCACUGUAUGUUCCUCUCUUGCAAUAACAAAGCAAUGAAUCUGAAAUGUACCACUUUGACUUGACAAAGGACUUGAAGGAACACUAAGUUUUCCAUUAAGCUUAAAUUUACCACUGACAUGAAUAGCCUCACAGAACUGUUUGCCAUUGGGAGGCUCUUGUCCUUCACAUCAGCAAGAUAGUUGGGCUCGCAGACUCAUGACCACUGAGUUUACUUAUAUAAAAUCAUUGUAACAUCCAAAGUAUACUACUGGGCAUGAUUUUUCCAUUCAAAUGGAUUACAAACUUCCUGAGGACAGGACAAACUUAGUUCUCAUGAUGUUUUUCCAAAAACUUUUAUUGUCAAGGAAGUAAUGCCAGCUGUUACCAUUCAUCUUUAUGAGCAGAGAUUAAACCUUUUUUUUUUAAAUAUCUGGUCUCAUUGACAUCAGUUUUUGAUGUCUCUCUCUUUGUAACAACUUCCUGAUGCUUCCCAGAGCCACCUCCUUACUUUCAGGCCACAUUUGUCAGACUCUCUGACCCCAACCUUAGACUUCAUGGAUGAGCUUGUAAUUCAAACCUGAUCAGUCUGCAUAGUCCAUCUCCUUGACCAUAAUGACUGGUUCAGGAAUGGUCAUGUGAUUCAGAUUGCUCCAGUGACACUCAACUGUGGAGUUAUACUGAACUGUGGAGGAGAUGCUCAGAGCUCUGUUUACUGAGGUUAUUUUGUAGGAUUAAAAAACUCAAACCAACAGGGCCGCCAUGUCAAACAAGCCUGUGAAAGAAUGAAGCCAGUGCAGAGGAAAGCAGAGCCAAAUGAUGGAGAGACUUGAGUCUUGAUGGCAAUGUUUGUGCCCCUGGAUCCAACCGUGCCUGAAGCUAAAUACCCCCUGGACUUUUCAGUUAUGUGAACCAAUAAAUGCCCUUUUUUGCUUAAGUUACUCUGAGUUGGGUUUCUAUUGCUUGAAAUUGAGUCCUCAAUAAUAUAGUAUCUACCAGUAUUGAAACUUGGAAGAUCCAAGAAUUUAGUAAGCUAGAAGUAAUGGCUACCCUGAAAUAAUUUUCCAAACUGAAAGGCAAAAGAAACUAACAAUGUUUAAGAUGCUACAGAAGCAUAAAAAAUGCUUUCAUGGUAGAAAAACUAAACAUCAGUAAAGGGUUAAUUAACACAAGGCUCAUCCAUAAAAGAAAAUCUAUUGACAUGAAUGAAGUACAGUUAUUGUGUGUGGACAUGGAAAAAUGGCUAUGAUAUCUUAAACGAAACAAUAGAAAAGUAUAUAGUAUGAACUCAUUUCAAAAUUUGUGCUUAUAAUGCAUAGAAAAGUAUUGACUUUCAACAGACUUUCAACUUUAUACGUUCCUGUAUUUGAAUAUUUUUACACUACCCAUUACUUUAAACUUUAUUUUAAAGGAAUUAUUAAAAUUC
This is a messenger RNA of Talpa occidentalis (Iberian mole), 7280 nucleotides long. It is a transcript of the gene TUG1, whose product is annotated as taurine up-regulated 1. The record is from RefSeq and is a predicted model, not a curated record. Bases 1 to 564 code for a protein of 187 amino acids. NCBI's taxonomy places the organism in Eukaryota, Metazoa, Chordata, Mammalia, Eulipotyphla, Talpidae. The transcript has 4 exons.